AGUGCAGCGUAGCUCUUGCUUGUAUUUGCGCCCCAUUUGCUUUGCUUGGCCUUGUGUUGUGUCAGGAUCUCUCCAACCACAACCGAAGCAUUGCAAGCAUCGCAAGCAUCGCAGGGAGCCACUCUAUUUGUCUGUCUGUGUUUCCUUGAUCCCUCCCUACCCCGCUUUCUCCAAUAAUGGCGACCACGGGGGAGUUGUUCAAGCCCGAUGCGAUGGAAGAGAAAGGCGAGCGUGCUAGGAUGGCCUCCUUUAUUGGUGCAAUGGCAAUAGCAGACCUUGUCAAAAGUACUCUUGGUCCUAAAGGAAUGGACAAAAUCCUUCAAUCUACCGGUCGUGGCCAUAGUGUCACAGUUACCAAUGAUGGUGCCACUAUAUUGAAGUCGCUACAUGUUGAUAAUCCAGCUGCCAAAGUCCUUGUUGAUAUUUCUAAGGUGCAAGAUGAUGAGGUUGGAGAUGGCACAACAUCUGUAGUAGUGUUGGCUGGAGAGUUGCUAAGAGAGGCGGAGAAGCUGGUUGCUCUGAAGAUUCACCCAAUGACUAUUAUCGCUGGAUAUCGCAUGGCUGCUGAGGCUGCUCGUAGUGCAUUAGAAGCUGCUGUUCGUGAUAACAAAGAUGAUUUAGAGCGAUUCAGAUCAGACCUUGUCAACAUUGCCAUGACGACACUCAGCUCUAAGAUUUUAUCACAGGAUAAAGUGCACUUCUCUAAUCUUGCUGUCGAUGCUGUUCUUAGACUUAAGGGCAGCUCUAAUUUAGAGUCUAUCCAAAUCAUCAAGAAGUGUGGUGGAGCUUUGAAGGAUUCCUUUUUAGAUGAAGGGUUCAUUCUAGAUAAGAAGAUCGGAGUUGGUCAACCGAAACGCAUUGAAAAUGCUAAAAUUCUUGUGGCUAACACAGCCAUGGAUACCGACAAGGUCAAAAUCUAUGGGGCACGGGUGCGGGUGGAUGGUAUGACGAAGGUGGCGGAGAUUGAGGCAGCUGAAAAAAACAAAAUGAAAAAUAAGGUUGAAAAGAUCAUAGGACAUGGCAUCAAUUGUUUUGUCAAUAGACAGCUCAUUUAUAAUUUCCCGGAGGAGCUCUUCGCAGAUGCAGGGGUCAUGGCUAUCGAACAUGCCGACUUCGAUGGAAUAGAACGCUUGGCUCUUGUAACAGGAGGAGAAAUUACUUCAACAUUCAAUGAUCCCGAGAAUGUGAAGCUUGGACAUUGUAAGUUGAUCGAAGAGAUCAUGAUUGGGGAAGAUAGACUUAUCCAUUUUUCAGGUGUUGCAUUGGGCCAAGCUUGUACCAUUGUUCUUCGUGGCGCCAGUUCACAUGUGCUAGAUGAAGCUGAGCGGUCUCUCCAUGACGCUCUCUGCGUACUGGUUCAAACAGUUCAAGAUAGCCGCGUUAUCUGGGGUGGAGGGUGGCCAGAAUUUUUGAUGGCUAGGCGUGUGGAGGAACUUGCGCGUAAAACCCCGGGGAAGAAGUCGCUUGCUAUCGAUGCUUUUGCAACUGCAUUGCGAGCCAUUCCCACCACUAUUGCUGAUAAUGCGGGAUUGGAUAGUGCAGAUUUAGUCUCUCAAUUACGUGCGGCUCAUUCAGAGGAUGGUUGCAGAUCCGGCAUUGAUGUCAUUUCUGGAGAGGUUGGAGACAUGGAGAAGCUUGGCAUUUACGAGGCAUUUAAGGUGAAGCAGGCGGUUUUAAUGUCUGCUACAGAAGCUUCGGAGAUGAUCCUUCGUGUAGACGAGAUCAUUAAGUGCGCACCUAGACAACGGGAAGACCGAAUGUAAAUCCCUCUGUCAUAAGAGAGAAUCUAGGAGUUCUGUAUUUGGGGGCUUGGACUGCUGCAACCCUCUGUACUUGCACCUUGCUUCAAAUAUGAGCCUCACCAAAUUACACCAUCAGCCUGUCUAAUGGUCUAGCGUUUAAAGCCCGGUGCAGGUGCUUUUCUCAAAGUUAAUUGUUUAAGUCUUGGGUUAGCUCAUGGAGUCCCUGUUUGCUAGCUUGUGUUCCCUCUCUAAGGGUACUCCUGCGAAGGUAUUAUCUUUUUUGGCUGAGUCCUUUUUAGUGGAAAAUACUUUUGGAUUUGUCAUAAUCCAACUUGUUAAGGCUGUUUGAGAAUGGAAUAUAUGAUUCAAUGAGAGAAGGAUCGGUUAAGGAU
Molecule: messenger RNA, 2134 nt
Organism: Physcomitrium patens
Lineage: Eukaryota; Viridiplantae; Streptophyta; Bryopsida; Funariales; Funariaceae
Product: T-complex protein 1 subunit beta
Biological process (GO): protein folding
Cellular component (GO): cytosol; chaperonin-containing T-complex
Molecular function (GO): ATP hydrolysis activity; ATP binding; ATP-dependent protein folding chaperone
Source: RefSeq, a predicted model, not a curated record